Messenger RNA from Anneissia japonica, 3366 nucleotides. RefSeq names its product growth hormone secretagogue receptor type 1-like. Gene Ontology annotation, cellular component: plasma membrane. Gene Ontology annotation, biological process: G protein-coupled receptor signaling pathway. Gene Ontology annotation, molecular function: G protein-coupled receptor activity. The coding region runs from base 871 to 2040 and encodes 389 amino acids. Lineage: Eukaryota; Metazoa; Echinodermata; Crinoidea; Comatulida; Comatulidae. The transcript is spliced from 2 exons. The record is from RefSeq and is a predicted model, not a curated record.
CCGUAGCAUUCAGAAGGCAAUUACAGUAGUCCAAACGUGAGAAAAUAUUGAAGCAGUUUGAGCUUAAAUGAUUAAACCACUUUAAUUAGAGAAUGACCGCCAUAAAAUUGAAGGCUAUUAUUCAUUAUUUAAAUGACAUGUUUAUCAAAACGAUUUCAAACUGUGAGUGAAAUUAGUAAUUACCAAACGCUAAAUGGUUUCCCAAAUUUUACUAAGAUCCUACAUUCUAAAUAUAAUAUAAAUAAAGAAAAGGAAAUCAUUAAUACGAGCCAGCCCUUUUUCUUUACAAGUUUACCGGUGACACGAUCAGACCAUUUCAAAUGAAUCAAUGUGAUUGGCUCAAAGUAACUUUUUUCUGUUAUAAGAAGCAUUCUGAUUGGCUGAUUGUUUAUUUCAGUUUGGGAAUAUGACGCGAUCUUUUGUAUCACGCUUUCACUGAUUAAAUAUUAAAGGAAUUUAAUUAUUUUAACCACAUUGACAUCUUGGACGGGUGAUAUCAACAAAAUGACGGAACAGAGAUUGGCAGCAUGAUUAUGAUCUGUUGCUAAUCGAAACGUCGACGUGCAAUCGUGACCCCCGUAGCUCGACUUAGGAAGGCGGAUGCCGCAGAAUGAUUUAUGAGGAUAUCUUAUUAAAUAUAUAGCAACAGGGACUUGGUGCAUCAUCCUACGAUUUAGUGGACGUUUUAUAUUUGUAUUAUACGUGUAAUUAUCUAGCUAUCUUAAUAAACACACUUACAGUAUCUUAUUAUUACUAUAUAUCAUGACGUUUUUCAUAGUCUCUACACUCAAUCAACGCGGUUGUUAAGUUAUUUUACAGGGCUAUCAUUAAACAAACAUCGUGUAUGGGUGCAUCGCUUUCGGCGAAAUCAUGAUCGUAAGUUAUCAAGCAUACAUAGAAAGAGCAACCAUGGACAAAUACGUAAUUUCAACGUCACCGACGAUAGACCAGAACAUAUCUGCGAAUGCAACUACGUACCCCGAAGGCGUGACGUUCACUACCGUUGACAAGAUUAUCAUUACAAUUUUUAUGCCAAUCGUUGUUACAAUUGGUAUAACAGGCAAUGUUGCCAUCAUCAUCGUGUUUUUGAGAAUAAAAUCAAUGAGAACAUCAAUGAAUAUCUAUCUGGCUAGCUUAGCCUUAGCGGAUGUCAUGUUUUUGUCCAAUGCUCCGGUUACAAUCUGGAAAGCGUUCGCUGCUGGAGAUCUCAUCGAAGACAGUUCAUUCAGCUUAUUUUAUUGCAAGCUCAAUACAUAUCUCGUUGACUCUAGCUAUCACGUGAGCUCUUUGACUAUCUUGGCGUUGACGCUGGAGAGAUAUUUUGUUGUCUGUUGGCCAUUGAGAUUCAAAACCACAAAUGUUCGACCAAUAGCCAUCGGUGCAACGCUUUGUUGUUGGGGCGUUUCUUUGGUUUGGAAUUCCCGUAAGUUGGUCUUUUUAGGUUUCAAGGACGAAAAUGUUAUGCACGAAGGAGAGGUUGUAGAUAUUAAGACCUGUACGUAUUAUUCGACAUCGCACACUGGUGAAGACAUCUUGCACACCAUCGACGCUGUGUUGUUUUUUCUCAUCGCUAUUGUAAUUUUCAUUCUCUACUUCUUAAUGAUUUCUAUGGUGCAGAAGAUGGCGAGGACACAGAGAACGCUGUCACGUUCUUUUAUGGUAAAGCACAGGGCUCAGAAUAAAAUACUGAGAAUGCUUAUCCUUACCGUCAGCGUCUACAUUUUGUGUUUAAGCCCUUUUCAAAUUCUAAACAUAUGGUCUAUUCACGGAAAAUUACCUCAUGAAGUUGCCGUCGUGUACAUAAACAUUAGUCGCUGUUUAGUUUACAUAAACUCUUCUGCUAAUCCGUUCAUUUAUAAUGUAUUUAAUGUGAGGUAUAGGGAAGCAUUUGUGGAAUGUUUUUGUAGUUUUCCCGGGAAAAGACUCAGCAGGACGUACACCAGAGGAAAUGAACUCUCGCCACGAAGAACUCAAACUAUGCUUACGAAGAUGAAUAGUAACAAAUCAACAACAUCAAUGGAAAAGCCCUAUAUUCACUGACAUUUCACAAUUACUUGAUGACAAGUAAUUUUUUGCUUUUUAUUAUAAACAUACAGCGAUGAGUUUGUGUAAUUUAAAAGAUCGUGGAAGCCUCAACAAUGUCGCCACUAUCAGCAACAUUUAAGGCCAACUCAGACAGCGUCGUACGACGCAGCCCGACGCGAUUUGUUGUCGCGUCGGGUCUGUGUGAGUUAAACGCAGACGCGAUGGUGUGCGUCGGGGGCAGUCGCGUCGUAGAAUAUUAAACAUGUUUAAUAUUUCUCACGACGGCUUAAGACUGUCCCCGACGAUAAAUCGGGUCGGCUGCGUCGGCCGACGCUGUCUGAAUUGGCCUUAAUACAUAAUGACUGUCAUCAUUGGUUACCUACGAUAUAACAAUAUCAUAAAAUAAAUAUCUUUUUUCAAUGAAGUGCUACAGAAUCCGUCGACGACAAAGCUUCAGAGUCUUCUGAAGCUGCAUAAAAAGGAAUACUCCGUGAGCUCUCCAUGGUCUCAUUAUGAAACCACAUAGUUGAUGGCAAAGUUCUUGGCGGAAUUCAUUCUGAAUGGAGCUGUAACAAGUGGCACGUCAUCUUCUGCAGCGUUAGUGAGCUUAAAAUGCUUGCGGUUGGAACAAGGAACUAUGAAGGAAGAAGUGAAGGAACUACUGUAUAGACUAUUUGCUGCGGAAAUCACACCAGGAACAUUCUUUUGUUCGGAGUGCCGUUGCAACGUUUCAUUUGCUCUGCAUUAUACUUCUAUGCGUCUUUUAAUCGCCUCUUUAAAAAAAAGUUUCUCUCGAUGUCAGUCUAAACAAAUUGACUUCUAUUAGGCUACUGUUUGGAGUAGAUAUUUACAUGUAAAUAAUCUUAAUGUAUGUAAGUGUAAUCAAAUACGAGAACUUUUUCAUAAAUAUAUAAAUGAUUGUAACAUGAUUAUAUAUAUAGAUAUUGAAAUUAUGUAGUACCGGUAGUUUGUAAAAAUAUAAAUAUAUAUUGAUGAGACCUAUAUCAUGUUUUGUGAUACUUUUUGUAGUAAACUAACUAUACAUUAUAUAUACGGUAGUGUAUGCAUAGAUUACAAUGAAAAAAAAAUAGUAGUCAAAUAGUUUAAUAAAUUUUAAGCAUUUCAUUUUUGUAAGUUUAUAUAUAUAUAUAUAUUAUAUAUAUAUAAAUAUACUACUCCUAACUAACUCAUAGGGUGAAAAAUCCUUUGUCUACUUUUCGCCUUAACGUCGUUAAAAUUUCCCCUUAGCGGCAGUAUUUUCGCCUUAAGUUAUUAUUUCUAACCCUCUCCAUUGUUAACGUUUCCCCUAUGGUAGUAUAGUCGUAUAUAUAUAUAUAUAUA